AUCGCCGCCGCCGCCGUACCGUGAAUGGGAGGGUGACCCCCCAGCAAUCUAUCGGUUUCUGCGGUUGAGAUUCGGGAUCCAAUAUGGUGAAAUCAUACGCGUCGAGGAAUGUUUCAUCUCCCGUCUACAGCGGGAAAGAAAUAGAAACUGCGCUCUGCUUUAGCUCGCCUUCGUUGGACAGGGAAAAGAAGGCCUUUCUUGGGUCGACAAGCUUGAGGAUGAGAUGCAAAGAAGAGCACUCACGGGAAUCGGAUGGCCAGCAUUCGCGCCUUUCGUUGUCUGAGCUCGCAAGUUCGAGAAGCGAGGCUGCCGCGACGAAGUUGCAGACGGUCUACCGCAGUUUUCGGACCAGAAGACAGCUAGCUGAUUGCGCAGUUCUCGUGGAACAGAGAUGGUGGAAAUUGCUGGAUUUCGCCGAACUAAAGAGGAGCUCCAUAUCUUUCUUUGACAUCGAGAAAACCGAGACUGCCGUUUCACGUUGGUCCAGAGCAAGGACUAGAGCUGCUAAGGUUGGAAAGGGCUCGUCCAAGGAUGAAAAAGCUAGAAAACUGGCUUUGCAGCAUUGGCUCGAGGCGAUUGAUCCCAGGCACAGAUAUGGCCAUAAUCUUCAGUUUUACUACGUCAGGUGGCUGCACUGCAGUAGCAAACAGCCCUUCUUCUAUUGGCUUGACAUAGGUGAAGGAAGAGAGAUCAACAUGGAUAGAUGCCCUCGAGCAAGGCUUCAUCAGCAGUGCAUCAAGUAUCUUGGACCGACUGAGAGGACGGCUUUUGAGGUCGCGAUAGAGGGCGGGAAGUUCUCCUACAAGCAGAGCGGCGAGAUCCUUGACACAAGAGGAGGGCCCAUAGAUGUCAAGUGGAUCUUUGUGCUUAGCACAUCCAAGGACUUGUAUGUCGGGCAGAAGAGCAAGGGCACGUUUCAGCAUUCGAGCUUCUUGGCCGGUGGAGCCACAUUAUCUGCCGGCAGGUUGGAGGUGGAAGAUGGUAUCCUAAAGGCGGUUUGGCCCCACAGCGGACAUUAUCUCCCGACCGAAGAAAACUUCGAGGCUUUUAUGUCAUUCCUCAAGGAGAAGAAGGUGGAUCUUACCAAUGUCAAGAAAUGCCCUACUGAGGAAGAAGAGGCAGCCCUUGCAAGAAAAGGCAAGAGCCUCCCAAGCAAUCCCUCCGAGGUCGAUUGGGUUCAAUUCCUUGAACGAUUGCAUGAUGCGAAAUCAGCUGACAAGGAAGCUAACUUACUGGUGCACGGUGGCGAUGGCGUCAGUGACUCCGAUCCUCAAAUAACCACUUGGUCACGGCGAAGAGGCUCGAGCAUAACCAAGCUUGAAAUACCGCAAAAGCCUAAUGGCUUCGACGUGCUUGGAGAAGAAGCGCUUACGCGAGGACUGAGCCGCUGGGCCCAGUUCAUCGGUAGUCCUCCAGAGGAUGGGUACGAAACGCCGGCAGAAUCGUUCCUCACCGAGGAGGACUUCAUGGUCCCGAAACUGAACAUGUUUGACGAGGAAGAGGCCGACGGCGAAUGCCCGGUACCGAGAGAGAAGAUCAUGCAAAGGAUAGAUUCGCACAAGGGUUUGAGAUCAUAUCAGCUGGGUCAGCAGUUGUCCUGCAAAUGGACGACCGGGGCCGGCCCGCGCAUCAGCUGCAUGAGGGAUUACCCGUCGGAGCUCCAAUCCCGCGUGUUGGAGCUCGCAAACCUGUCCCCGAGAGGAUCAAGCACGCCUUCCCGAUUUAGCCCGAAGGUGCUGACCCCAACGUCUCUAUGUAGAGAAGCCACGGCGAGCAGAAGCCGCUUCGUCCAGGAACGGGUUAUACUGUACCAAACGGCAACGCCUUAGCGUAUAUACACAUAUCUGGAUUCAUUGGCAUCAAGCAAAGGAUGAGGAAGAAAUUUUUCUCGCCAUUCUUGGUUUUUUCUUUCUUUCUCUUUUGUAAAGAUUAACAGGGCAAUGGAAUCAGAU
Molecule: messenger RNA, 1952 nt
Organism: Rhodamnia argentea
Lineage: Eukaryota; Viridiplantae; Streptophyta; Magnoliopsida; Myrtales; Myrtaceae
Product: IQ domain-containing protein IQM6
Exons: 8
Coding region: 84-1829 (581 amino acids)
Molecular function (GO): protein binding
Source: RefSeq, a predicted model, not a curated record